Molecule: messenger RNA, 1254 nt
Organism: Sordaria macrospora k-hell
Lineage: Eukaryota; Fungi; Ascomycota; Sordariomycetes; Sordariales; Sordariaceae
Biological process (GO): protein phosphorylation; cellular response to oxidative stress
Molecular function (GO): ATP binding; calcium/calmodulin-dependent protein kinase activity
Source: RefSeq, a predicted model, not a curated record
AUGAACUCCUCACGCGCAGUCGCCACCAUGCUCAACCGCCUUCACGGGCAACCCGAGAGUUACGACAAGAAGUCCAAGUACUCCUUUGGUCGAACGCUCGGUGCUGGUACCUAUGGUAUCGUCAGAGAGGCCAGCGGCCCUACUGGCAGGGUUGCUAUCAAGAUCAUAUUGAAGAAGAACGUCAAGGGUAAUGAGCAAAUGGUUCUUGACGAGCUAGAGAUGCUUCAGCGCCUCAAGCACCCUCACAUUGUCAAGUUUGUCGACUGGUUCGAGUCUAGGGACAAGUAUUACAUUGUUACUCAGCUCGCGACGGGAGGCGAGCUUUUCGACAGGAUCUGUGAGCAAGGAAAAUUCACGGAAAAGGAUGCUUCGCAGACCAUCAAGCAAGUUUUGGGUGCCGUCAACUACCUCCAUGAGAACAACGUCGUCCAUCGAGAUCUCAAGCCUGAGAACCUCCUAUACCUUACUCGAGAUGCCGACUCGGAUCUCGUCCUGGCCGACUUCGGCAUUGCCAAGAUGUUGGACAAUAAGGAUGAGGUCCUCACGACUAUGGCUGGCUCCUUCGGUUAUGCAGCGCCGGAAGUUAUGCUCAAGCAGGGUCACGGCAAGCCUGUCGACAUGUGGUCAAUGGGUGUUAUUACGUAUACUCUCCUUUGCGGCUACUCGCCAUUCCGCUCCGAGAACCUUCAGGACCUCAUCGACGAGUGCAGCAGCGGCAACGUUGUAUUCCAUGAGCGUUACUGGAAGGACGUCAGCAAUGACGCUAAGGAUUUCAUUCUGAGGCUUCUACAGCCCAAGCCGGAGAACCGGUGGACAAGUCAGCAAGCUCUGGCUCACCCCUGGCUCCGCGGCGAUUCCGCAACCAACCACAACUUGUUGCCCGAGAUCAAGGCCUACCUUACCAAGGCCCGCCUCAGACGUGGCAUCGAGAUGGUCAAGCUCGCGAACCGUAUCGAGCAGCUCAAGAUGCAGGAGGAUGACCCGGAGAACACGGAUAUGCCCGGCGAUGCGACACUUGCCGCCGACCAAGCCCAGGCCCGCCAUCGCGCUCUAUCCGCUGCGAGCACCACGGGCGGAGCCUCAGAUGCCGAGAACGCCACUGCACCCGCCGAAAAGCGGACGCUCUCCAAGACUAUCAAGACGGCUAUCUUCCGCGAGGUCGUUCUGGCCAAGGUUCGCGAGAUGAAGGAGCAGGAAGAGGCCAAAAAGCUCGCGGAAGAGGUGGAGACGAAGGCCAAGAGCUUUCAAGCCUAG